Molecule: messenger RNA, 3252 nt
Organism: Astyanax mexicanus (Mexican tetra)
Lineage: Eukaryota; Metazoa; Chordata; Actinopteri; Characiformes; Acestrorhamphidae
Gene: lig4
Product: ligase IV, DNA, ATP-dependent
Exons: 2
Coding region: 115-2868 (917 amino acids)
Biological process (GO): double-strand break repair via nonhomologous end joining; immunoglobulin V(D)J recombination; DNA biosynthetic process
Cellular component (GO): DNA-dependent protein kinase-DNA ligase 4 complex; DNA ligase IV complex
Molecular function (GO): DNA binding; DNA ligase (ATP) activity; ATP binding
Source: RefSeq, a predicted model, not a curated record
UUUGGUCGCUGGUUUCCAUCACAACACGGAAGAGGUUCAGAAAACAGCAAAACAGCGUCCAGAACAGACAAGCUUCUAAACUCUCCAGCUCUGGCACAUCUUCUACCAACAGUGAUGGAGGGAACAUCUAAAAAUGGCUCUACGUCUCAAACCACCAAAAACGACGCUACAUCAGUUGCUGCACAAGUGCCAUUUCUUCACCUCUGCACAGUCCUUGAGAAGAUACAAAAAGCUAAAGGUAGACCAGACAAGGCUAAAUGUUUAAAAGAGUUCAUGGAAUCGUGGAGAAAAUUUCAUGCAGCACUUCACAAGGACAGUCCCAGCACGACAGACUCAUUCUACCCGGCCAUGCGCCUCAUUGUGCCUCCAUUUGAGAGGGAAAGAAUGGCUUAUGGCAUCAAAGAAAACAUGCUAGCCAAACUCUACAUUGAAGUUUUGGGGCUCCCGAAGACUGGCCCAGAAGCCAACAAACUUCUCAACUACAGAGCCCCCACAACAUCGCAAGGGGAAGCAGGAGACUUCGCCCUCACAGCGUAUUUUGUUAUCAAAAAGAGAUGCACGAGCCAAGGCAACCUAAGCAUUAAAGAGGUCAACGACUUUUUGGACUCUGUCGCAAUAAACAAUGCUAGCAAACAAAAAGAUCUUGUGAAGAAAAGCCUUUUGCAUCUGAUCACUCAGAGUUCAGCACUGGAGCAGAAGUGGCUCAUUCGUAUGAUCCUUAAAGAUAUGAAACUUGGUGUUAGCAAGGAAACCGUGCUCCAGGUUUUCCAUCCAGAUGCUGCCGAACUCUACAACGUCACUACAGACUUGGACAAAGUGUGCAGACAGCUACACGAUCCCUCUGUUUCCUUGAAUGAGGUGUCCAUUGGUCUCUUCUCUGCCUUCAAGCCCAUGCUUGCAGCUGUUGCCAACAUCCGGCAAAUCGAGAAACAGAUGAAGGACCAGCCCUUUUAUAUCGAAACCAAGCUUGAUGGUGAGCGCAUCCAACUUCACAAAGAUGGAGAUGUGUACAAGUAUUACACCCGCAACUCUUUUGAGUAUACGCAGCAGUUUGGUGCCUCACCACUAGACGGCUCUCUUACGCCAUACAUCCACAAUGUCUUUAAGCCUCAUGUGGUCAACUGCAUCUUGGAUGGUGAGAUGAUGGCUUAUAAUCCCACCGCCGAGACCUUCAUGCAGAAAGGCAGCAAGUUUGACAUUAAGAGGUUGAUGGACGACUCGGAUUUACAGACUUGUUUUUGUGUGUUUGACGUUCUGCUUGUCAACGACCAGAAGUUUGGAAAUGAGCCUCUGAAAAAGCGCUACGACACUUUGCAAACGGUGUUCACGCCUAUCAAAGGCCGAAUCCAGCUGGUGCCUAAAGCGGAAGGCAGAAACAUGCAACAAGUAGUCAACGCCCUCAACGAAGCCAUUGAUAACCGAGAAGAAGGGAUCAUGGUUAAGGAUCCAAUGUCCAUCUACAAGCCAGACAAACGUGGGGAAGGGUGGCUGAAGAUCAAACCUGAGUAUGUGGAUGGUCUCAUGGACGAACUGGACCUGCUAAUAGUGGGCGGCUACUGGGGGAAAGGAAGACGGAGUGGGAUGUUGUCCCACUUCCUUUGUGCUGUUGCCGAAUCCCCCAGUCCUGGAGAGAAGCCCACGGUGUUCCAUACGAUCUGUCGAAUUGGCUCAGGCUACACCAUGAAGGAGCUGUACGACCUUGGCCUUAAACUGGCCAAGCACUGGAAAGUCUACCGCAAGAACGACCCUCCGGCAUCGAUUCUUUGUGGAACAGAGAAGCCUGAGGUUUACAUUGAGCCACAGAACUCUGUGAUCAUCCAAGUCAAGGCGGCGGAGAUUGUCGAAAGUGAUAUGUACAAGACGAACUGCACGUUACGCUUCCCCCGGAUCGAAAGGAUCCGAGAGGACAAGGAAUGGCAUCAGUGCAUGACCUUGGACGAGCUCAGUCAGUUCCGCACUAAGGCUUCGGGCAAACUUGCGUCCAGACACUUCCAAAUCGACGGAGACCAGCCGGACAAGAAGAAGCGGAAACUUGCGGCCAAACCCAAGAAAACCAUCGGCAUAAUCAACCACUACAAGGCUCAAGACCUCUCUGCAGUUACAAAGGAGACCGACAUGUUCGAAGACGUUGAGUUCUGUGUGAUCAACGGAAACGACAGCCAUUCCAAAGCAGAUCUCGAGAAAGCCGUGGCUCGUUGCGGAGGCAUCGUGGUACAGAACCCCGGAAAGGACACAUACUGCGUCAUUGCUGGCGUUGAAAACAUGAGGGUGAAGAACCUCAUCAGUUCAGACCAACAUGAUGUGGUAUGGGCUUCCUGGCUGCUGGAAUGCCUGGACGGGAAACAGGUGUUGCCUUGGCAUCCACGCCACAUGAUCCACAUGUCUCCACCCACACGGGAACACUUUGCAAAAGAGUAUGAUCGUUAUGGAGACAGUUACUACAUCAACACUGAUGAGCAGCAGCUGAGGGACAUCUUCAAGAGGAUUGACCAACCUACUACCGAGGUGGACCCGACUUUUGCAGCCUCAGUUGAGGCAGAGUUUGGUUGGGACGACUUGCCAACUAGCAUGUUUAGACCCUACUGUGCCUACUUUGACCGUUGUGCUGAUAUAAAUGACCCAGAAAGCGUCAUUCGGGGUACUUGUUUAGACACUCGGGCACUGGAGUUCCGCUUUUACGGAGGAACGGUAACUGAAGGGAUAAAAGAAGGUAUCUCGCAUGUAGUCGUGGCAGAGCAGGAGAGAAUAUUAGUCCUGAGAACACUGAGGCGUCUGUUUAAGAAGAAGUUCAAGAUCGUGAGGGAGACGUGGGUGACUGAUUCAAUCAAAGCAGGACAUGUACUAAAUAACAACGAGUACCUCUUGUAAUGCACUGAAAUUGCGCAACAAUUGGCAAUAAUAUGUCUUGAUAGGAUGUCGGAAUCUUCCAGUGCCUCUGCAUCACUUUACUGUAAAGUGAAGGUUUUUAGAGUAAUCCAAAGAUUAAGUUUGAUUUGUUUUAUUAUUGGAUUAAUUACUGAAAUAGUUUUAGCUGUAUUUGAUUUGCAAAAUUAGCUUUUAGAGCUUUAUUCUUGUUUUAAAAAAUGUUCUCACACAAAGUUUGAUAGUGUAAAUAGAGCUGGGAUAGACUUAGCAAAAUGUUUUAAUUGAUCGUUGAAGUUUUUAUGGAAUGUAGUUUCAGAAAAUAUCAUGUCACAGAAAACUGGCAUUGACUGCAGCUGUUUUUUUUACUAAUAAAUAUUGCAUAUUUUA